Molecule: messenger RNA, 1339 nt
Organism: Sesamum indicum (sesame)
Lineage: Eukaryota; Viridiplantae; Streptophyta; Magnoliopsida; Lamiales; Pedaliaceae
Product: RING-H2 finger protein ATL73
Biological process (GO): protein ubiquitination
Molecular function (GO): transferase activity
Source: RefSeq, a predicted model, not a curated record
GCAAUGCCCCUAAUCAUUAAAUGGUUGAUAGCCCACCAAACUUGAAAAAAUCUCACCAUAAAAAAUAUCUCAUAUCCCUCUUACAACUGCCUGUUUCCAUAUGCCAACCACACAAGUCACUGUUCACCUUUCCCAUGGCUGCUUUCAGGUGAUAAACUAACCCCUCUCUCUCUCUCUCUCAAAGUUGGGAAAUUAUACUAUGCUUGGCAGGACCAGUUCUUGAUCAAGAUUUUUGGUCCCAAAAAACCAAUAAAAGAGAUAGAGCCCCUUUAUUCACUGAUCUCUUCUCCUUAUCCUCAUUAUAAUUUAGAUACCCUUUUUCCAUUCCUAUCCUGUUGGAAUCCUUCCAACACUCCAUGCUUAAUUAGGUUUAAGUCCUCCUGAUGAUCAACAUCUCAAUCUUUCUUGCAUGCUGUUUGAUCGAUCAUUAAUAUCACCACCUUAAUUUCUCCAAUGCCCACCACUUAUCCGAAUCGCCUGCUGCUCGACUCCAACAUCAUCACCGUCCCUCCAACCAACGCUAACAAGACAAACGCCUCCUACAAUGAGACCGCAAAUUUCGACAGCAACAUGGUCAUCAUCCUCGCAGCUCUGCUCUGUGCCUUGGUGUGCGCUCUCGGGAUGAACUCCAUCGUCCGUUGUGCGUUGCGAUGCACGGGCUCCAGAACGAUUGCUGACGACGUUGCUGUCCGUUUGGCUUCCGGAUCUGCCAGUCUCAAGAAAGAGGCCGCGCUGAGCCAGAUUCCUGUCGUUGUUUACAAGCCGGGACUGCAUAUUCCGGCCACAGACUGCCCCAUAUGCCUAGGGGAGUUUGUGGAAGGAGAGGAUGUUCGGAUUUUGCCUAGGUGCAGGCAUGGUUUCCAUGUUAAGUGUAUAGACAGAUGGUUAGUUCUACAAUCGUCGUGUCCUACUUGUAGGCGGCCGUUGUUCGAGGAUGCUACGAGUGGUAAUAAUGCAGAGAAUGUGAGAAUUCAGAUCAGUUAGUGUGCGUUCAUAACUAGAGAAUGGGUAAGGAUCUAAAUCAAUUAUAUGAGGAGUACAAUACACUUUUUUGUAUGAUUAGUGUACAGUUUAAGAAAAAGUGACAAAUGAUUUAGUUCAAUUAAAUCUAUCCUCAUUUGAAUAAGAUGUUUUCAUAGAGCAGAACUUUCGGAAUGUUAGAGCUGAGAAUGAAUAGAUUUUAGUGGCUUAUCAUACCUUAGAGUACUUCUUCUACUUGUGUACUAAAUAUCUGCUUGAAAUGUCCUGAAACAAUUAUUGGUGGUCUGGUGAUUAGUGCAAGGACAUAAGCACAAUCUCUAGUCUCGUACUUCUGACGGAAUACAUGAAAAUAAACGUA